Molecule: messenger RNA, 1026 nt
Organism: Eruca vesicaria subsp. sativa (arugula)
Lineage: Eukaryota; Viridiplantae; Streptophyta; Magnoliopsida; Brassicales; Brassicaceae
Source: the annotation of a GenBank genome assembly
AUGAUGAAGUUGAGCUUCUUCACGGAGGAUCUAUUGGCGAUUAUACUUGCGAGAUUACCACUAUUAAACAUCACCACUUCAAAACUAGUAUGCAAGCAAUGGAAGUCCAUCAUCGAAUCACCGUUUUUCCGACAGGUUUUUCUGUCUCAUCAUCAAAACUCGCACUCUUCAUGGUCUCUCAUGCGCAGAAAUCCAGGGGAGGAAGUCGUGGCUCACUACGGAUGCAAAGUAUGGGGACUUGAACGAUCUCUUGGCUCUUACGUCUCCUCUUUCAUAGCCGAAAGAUUAGAGGCCAAGAAGAAAGUAACUAGACUUUGGCAUCGUACACAAAACUAUAGAGUCUUGGCUUACACCGAUAUUGGAUUGCUUCUACUCUAUGUCACGACGUUCCCUGCGGACCAAACCUAUUACGUAGCUAACCCUAUUUCAAAACAACGCAUCAAGAUUCCUACUCCACGUACUUGGCAUCUAGGGUUUGAAAAAGAGGAGUUCUGGUUUGUAGAAUUAGAUGUAUUAUUCAGACAUGCGAGGCUCGUUACACGAACUAAAGACGGCGUCGUUCUAGGUUUCAAAGUUGUUCUGGUCAACACAAGAUUCAAUAACACUGAAUGCUUUGUAGCUUUCACUAUAUAUUCAUCAGAGACAGGCUCCUGGAGUUUCAAAACUCUCCAAUCAACACUCCCUUUGGUUAGUCUCAAUCUUCUUGAUCCCGUAAGCUUGAGCGGGAACCUUCACUGGCUCGGUCUCAAUCUUGACCGUCAAGAAGUUGUUGUGUCCUACGAUUUCUACGGUUCUGAUGAUCAAUGCCGAGUUACACCUUUCCCUGAUUUGGGAAAAGAACCCAAGUUCAAAAGAUCUUGCACAGCUUCUGGAGGAUAUCUCAUGUAUAUGAACAUUUUCUCUAAAUACAAUGACAAUGGAUGCGUGGAGCAUAAGCUAAGUGUCUGGAGGCUAAUGAACCGUUGUCAACCCUUCCCCAAGUUCAUUGAGGGAGAUGCUCUAAUAUCUAACCUAAAAUUUGUGUAA